AUGCUAAAGUUUCAGAAUCUCGUAAAGCCAGCUUUGGAAGAACUGCUCCAAGAGACUCCGGGCAUUAUUCCGGAGGAUUUGGAUACACUGCGUGGCUCACAAGAUCGCGCUUUAUCGAACGCUUUUGCUAAAGCAGAUGACACAUCUUUGAGAUGGAGGAAGUUUGCAACCACGUUUCUGAAUAAGCUGGGCGUAUUCUUUGCGGCUCCAUCAAGAUGA
This is a messenger RNA of Strongylus vulgaris, 219 nucleotides long. The record is from the annotation of a GenBank genome assembly. NCBI's taxonomy places the organism in Eukaryota, Metazoa, Nematoda, Chromadorea, Rhabditida, Strongylidae.